Messenger RNA from Oryza sativa Japonica Group (Japanese rice), 1724 nucleotides. RefSeq names its product myosin-binding protein 7. The record is from RefSeq and is a predicted model, not a curated record. NCBI's taxonomy places the organism in Eukaryota, Viridiplantae, Streptophyta, Magnoliopsida, Poales, Poaceae.
GCAUGAGAUUUAGUUGUUGCUAGUGAUUAGCUGCAUGUGCUGCGAUUAGUGGUAAUCAUGUAAAGGGAUUUCUUGGCAAAUAAGUAGGAUUAGUUAGUUACUUAGUGCAUGGGCAUCCCACGUUUGUGUGCAUGGCGUGAGUUGUGGCUUAGUGGGUUUGGCCAUUGUUAUCUCUUUGCAUGUACUGAGUCUAUAUAAACAAGAAAACGAUGUGAGCUAGUUGGCUGCGUCAACCAAAAGCUUGAGUGUGUUCUUUCAGUUCUUCUGUGAGUGUGUCCACGAGAAAGAAAAUUUGAGUGUUUGUGAUUAACACCUAGAGAGUGAGGAGAGAUUCCUAACAGUGAGCUCGCACAAAUAGUUCUAAUCAAAUCCAAGCUAUCCAAACGGCACAUUCCAAAGCUUAACCCGCGUAAUUCCAUUAGCUUCCCGAGCGCGCGCGCGCGCGUCGACCGGCUUCACCUGCACGCUCCCAUGGAUCCUAUCGCCACCGCCUCUUGGCCGUCGACGUCGGCGUCGUCGUGGCCGCGGUCGGUGAGGCGCCGCGUGCCGGAGGCGGAGGAGGAGAGGGAGCUCGGGCGGCGGGUGGAGGAGAUGGAGGAGGCGGUGGAGCGGCUGCGGGCGGAGAAGGAGGCGGCCGAGGCGGAGGAGCGGGACCUCCGCGCCGAGCUGGACGCGGAGCGCGCCGCGGCGGAGACGGCGGCGAGCGAGGCGAUGCUGAUGAUCGAGCGGCUGCAGCGGGAGAAGGCCGCCGCGCUCUUGGAGGCCCGCCACUUCCGCCGCCUCGCCGACGGCCGCGCCGACCGCGACGGGGAGCUCCAGGACGAGCUCGCCUCCCUCUCCGCGCUCGCCGCCUCCUACCUCUCCCUCCUCCACGCCCACGGCAUCGACCCCGACGACGACGACGGAAGCAACCAGCAAGAGCAGCUGCAGCCUCCCGUCGAACACCUGGACGCGGAGGCAGACAGGGAGAGCCGCUCGGUGGUUGCGUCGCCGCCUCCGUCGGAGAAGGUGUUCGCGUACGCGGCCGCGACGGCGCCGGCCGCGGAUUGCGGCGCCGAGGUGACGGAGAAUCUGUACGCGAGGGUGGAGGCGCUCGAGGUGGACUGGUCGGCGAUGCGGAGGGAGGUGGCGGCGCUGCGGGCGGAGCGCGCGCAGGCGGUGCUGGCGAGGGAGGUGGCGCGGAGGCUGUGCCGGGAGGCGGCGGUGGCCGGCGAGAGGGGCGCCGUCGCCGUGGCGGCGGAGAGGCCGAGGUUCUCGGUGCUCGCCGUUUGCAAGUGGAUUUCCUUCAUAAUCUUCAGGAGAAAGAGAUGUCAUACUGCCAGGUUUACGUUCAGCUUGUCGACUACGCUUCUCUGCCUGCUUCUACUCGUCGACAAAUCCGUCCCGCUGCAUCGACGACGACGGCCACAAAUGUGACAUGUAUUCCUUUAAAAAAAAACAUAUGUGACAUGUACAACUAAUACACGACGCAGUUCAAACGACCAAGUUCAGAAAUCAGAACAUAGCAGUUUUCUCAAUUGUAAAGCCAAACUGAUGAACUCCUGUAAAAUUUGAUAACUUUUACGGUGCAAUUAACUAGACUGAUAAAUUAUAGCGUAAAAGUUCUCGUACCGUUUCUGUCUUCUAGCCAAUAAUUUACUGCUACCUCCACUUCAUGUUAUAAGUUGUUUUACCUUUUUCUAAGUUAAUGUUUUUUACUUUGGUAAAAUUUUUAAAAAUACAAU